Messenger RNA from Solanum dulcamara, 1527 nucleotides. RefSeq names its product 1-acyl-sn-glycerol-3-phosphate acyltransferase 2-like. The transcript has 11 exons. Bases 137 to 1273 code for a protein of 378 amino acids. The record is from RefSeq and is a predicted model, not a curated record. NCBI's taxonomy places the organism in Eukaryota, Viridiplantae, Streptophyta, Magnoliopsida, Solanales, Solanaceae. Gene Ontology annotation, cellular component: endomembrane system. Gene Ontology annotation, molecular function: 1-acylglycerol-3-phosphate O-acyltransferase activity.
AGUAAACCACGACACAUCAUAAUAAUCAUCACACACUCUCUCUCUCUUCUAGUUUUCUUCCAUUAAUUCCCCCGAUCUUUUUUCUACAUCUACAGAUUACUUUUCUUGUGGGGUUGCUUUUUUGGAGUGUUAGUCUAUGGCGAUUGCAGCUGCAGCUGUUAUCGUUCCGUUGGGCAUUCUCUUCUUCAUUUCGGGUCUUGUUAUCAAUCUUAUUCAGGCUACUUGCUUUGUCCUUGUACGACCAAUUUCGAAGAGCACAUACAGGAGGAUUAAUAGAAUCGUUGCAGAGCUCUUAUGGCUGGAACUUGUGUGGAUAGUUGAUUGGUGGGCAGGUGUAAAGAUUAAAGUGUACGCGGACCCAGAAACAUUUAAUCUAAUGGGUAAAGAACAUGCUCUUGUCAUCGCAAAUCACAGAAGUGACAUAGAUUGGCUUGUUGGUUGGAUCUUAGCUCAGAGAUCUGGUUGCCUUGGUAGCUCACUUGCUGUAAUGAAGAAGUCAUCAAAACUCCUUCCAGUAAUUGGUUGGUCUAUGUGGUUCUCUGAGUAUCUUUUCCUUGAAAGAAGCUGGGCCAAGGAUGAAAGAACAUUGAAGUCAGGUCUUCAACGGCUAAGCGAUUACCCUUUGCCGUUCUGGCUGGCACUUUUCGUUGAAGGCACCCGCUUUACACAAGCAAAGCUUUUGGCUGCUCAAGAAUAUGCUGCUUCAGCAGGGUUACCUGUUCCAAGGAAUGUAUUGAUUCCUCGUACUAAGGGUUUUGUUACUGCAGUAAGUCAUAUGCGCUUAUUUGUUCCAGCUAUUUAUGAUGCAACAAUAUGCAUCCCCAAAAGUUCACCUGCACCUACAAUGCUGAGACUCUUCAAGGGGCAGCCUUCUGUGGUGCAUGUGCACCUUAAGCGGCAUGAGAUGAAGGAUCUGCCUGAAAAUGACGAUGCCAUUGCCCAAUGGUGUAGAGAUAUCUUUGUGGCCAAGGAUAAGUUAUUGGACAAACAUAUUGCCGAAGACACUUUUGGAGAAGAAAAACUGCAAGACAUUGGCCGCCCAAUGAAAUCCGCUGUGGUAGUCGCAUCUUGGGCAUGCAUUCUUAUCUUAGGAACCAUAAAAUUUUUACAAGCAACUGCCUUGUUGUCGUCAUGGAAGGGUCUUGCAAUAUCAGCUGCUCUCAUGGCUGUUGUUACAGUUCUCAUGCAAAUUUUGAUCAAUUUCUCGAAGUCAGAACGCUCUACAGCUGCCAAGGUUGCACCAGCAAAGGAAAAGAAUGUGAAUCAGGCUUGAGGAAAUGGGCAGGAGGACAAAACACACUAAUUAUGAUUUUUCAUCUGAAUGGUAAAUGAACCCUCAGUUUGUAGCCUUGAUCACGAGAAUUACAAAGAUGAUGUUUGUAUUAUAUAGUAACUUGCUUAUCUAUUUUAGACCUGUAAUUUUUGGCCAAAGUGAACUAAUUUGUGUUCAUUUUUGUUUCUAAAGAUGCAGAUUCCAUGUUUGGUCAAUUUAUUAGUUGUUACAGUUAUGCCUAUGAUGUUGGUGAA